AUGGCUGGUCGUCUCUCGGAUGGAAAUCCACAGGUCCAAGUUUACCUGUCAACAUGCGUCGAGAAACUCGUCAGCAGCAAGAAGCGUGGUAGGGAAGCUGUCUUGACUUUUAGGCCUCCCCAGCAUAUCCUCGACAAGUCACCUGAGAAACAACAAACAUGGUGGAAUGCUUCGUCUCGUCUGGUUUAUGGCACCUUGGUGUGUUUCUUGGCUCCUGGCGUCGAAGGUGUGAGCAUGCUAUUCUUUCAGGUCACAAACAAGAGUACCGGCCGCACGGGAAAAGAUGACGCCGAGUCCAACAACAACAUUGCUCAGUUGCAUGGUGCACCUAGCAUCACCGUCAAGCUUGCAAAUCAUCCGCGAGAUGAUCCGAUCCUCCUGACGAAGCUGUACAAUACCAACGCUCUUGGUGUAUUCGUUGACUUCAAUGGUGUCAUUCCGGACACGUUCGUCUUCCCAUCCUCAAGAACCUUCAGAAGAUCAAAGGUGAGAAUCACACCACCUUCCAACAAUGGACCUUCCCAGCCCACCCGAGAACCAGAGUGUUUCGAUACCGGGCUACGCUCGUAG
Fusarium musae is the source of this 570-nucleotide messenger RNA. RefSeq lists its product as uncharacterized. NCBI's taxonomy places the organism in Eukaryota, Fungi, Ascomycota, Sordariomycetes, Hypocreales, Nectriaceae. The record is from RefSeq and is a predicted model, not a curated record. The transcript has a single exon. The coding region runs from base 1 to 570 and encodes 189 amino acids.